This is a messenger RNA of Drosophila bipectinata, 2450 nucleotides long. It is a transcript of the gene TrpRS-m, whose product is annotated as Tryptophanyl-tRNA synthetase, mitochondrial. Gene Ontology annotation, molecular function: ATP binding; tryptophan-tRNA ligase activity. NCBI's taxonomy places the organism in Eukaryota, Metazoa, Arthropoda, Insecta, Diptera, Drosophilidae. Gene Ontology annotation, cellular component: mitochondrial matrix; mitochondrion. Gene Ontology annotation, biological process: mitochondrial tryptophanyl-tRNA aminoacylation. The record is from RefSeq and is a predicted model, not a curated record.
CAGUCGCAGCAGGUCACUGUCAAAAUUUCUGUUGGUUUAAGGAAACUAAAUAUUUUUUGGGGUCUAGUCUCACAUUUACAAUAAAAUACGGUAUUAAAUCCAACAAUUUUUGCCUUAACCUAAGGGGCCCAAAAUUUGUAACUAUUUGCAAUGUUUCGCGUUGGCAAGUUGCGGCGCUACAUGGCUGCGGUAGCCAAAGGGGAUUCUUGGCUAUCCUCAUCGAGGAAUCGCCUUUCGGUGUCGGGCUCCCAGGUUCAGCGGCGCUGCUUACACUCGAGGAACUACUUGCAGGGAGUAUCCAACCGCGUUGCAGGCACGCCCUCGGCCACGGCUCAGUUGGCCAGCAUCGGCGGUAGUAAGCAGCAGAAGCCGUCCCAUCCAAAAUCUCCCGACGGUUUCUCCGAAGGAAAGAACCGUUGGCCGCGCAAGGUUUUCAGCGGAGUCCAGCCCACUGGAUCGCUCCACCUGGGAAACUAUCUAGGAGCGGUACGGAAAUGGGUGGAAUUGCAAAAUGAUCGUGAUGAUGUUACUAUUUGUAUUGUGGACUUGCACUCUAUCACACUUCCGCAUAAUCCUCCGGUUCUGCGCGAAAAUAUCUUUACCAUGGCCGCCACCCUACUGUCCUGUGGCAUUGAUCCUGCCAAGAGCACUCUUUUUGUCCAGUCCAGUGUGCCCGAGCAUGCAGAGUUUAACUGGAUCCUCAGUUCACUGACCACCAUGCCGCGUCUGGCGCAGCUGCCGCAGUUUCGCGAAAAAUCGCGCCUAGUUAAGGAUGUGCCUUUAGGAUUGUACGUGUAUCCGGUGCUCCAGGCUGCCGACAUUAUGCUUUACAAAGCCACCCAUGUUCCCGUUGGCGCCGAUCAGUUGCAACACAUCCAGUUGGCCCAGCACCUCGCCAGGUCCUACAAUACUCGCUACGGUGAAACAUUUCCCGUGUGUCAAGCUCUCAUAGAGGAUAGCAAUGCAUCGCGCGUGCUAUCGCUUCGUGAUCCCUCCAAGAAGAUGUCCAAGUCAGAGGGCAACCCCAAGGCCACCAUUAACCUAUGCGAUUCGCCCGAAGUGAUCAUGCAAAAGAUUAAAAAGGCUGUCACCGAUUUCACCUCGGACAUUACCUUCAAUCCAACCAAGCGACCCGGAGUCAGCAAUUUGGUGAACAUCCACGCUCUGGUAACGGAUCAGCCAAUCAAAUCGGUGGUGGAUGAGGCGACAACCCUCGACACAGCCAAAUACAAGGAGCGGGUGGCAGAGGCGGUUAUUGAGCACCUGCGUCCUAUCCGGGAGCAGAUUCGUCAUCACAUGGGCAAGCGCAGCGAGCUUACAUAUCUGUUGGAGGUGGGUGCGGAGAAGGCACGCCAGCAGGCGCAAAGCACGCUGAACGAUGUGAAGCAGCGCCUAGGCCUUGGAACAGCCAACAACAUUCCAGCGGCAGUGAACGUGGCACCAUUGCUGCCGCCGGAAGUGGCAAAAACAUCGCCCAGCCGGCUGGUGGCCCAGGAGAAUGAGGGAGGCGUCCACGAGCGUCACGAACGAAUGUAUGGGUUUGGAGAUGUUCCGAGCGGUGGACCCGGCCAGUCGGCCACCGGAGAACUGACCGAAUUGGGCAGUGCAAUGUCCAACCGCACGGUUCUCCGACGCAUUCCUGUGGUGCCGACCCAGACUAUGCGGGUUGAGAAGGAGCGGGGAAGCUCAAAGCCGCGUCACGUCUUCAAAAUGGACAGGUGCAAUGCACCCAGCAUUGGAUUCAAGGCGCCACCUACAUUCCCCACCACAAUGGUCACUGGUGGGCUAGCUAAGAACAGGCGGCCACCUGCCAGAACUGGAAUGGGUUACACCCACACUAGCCAGAAUGUGAAUCCCAGCGCUGUCUCCACCGUGGCAAGGGAGGUGAACGCUUCGAAGCAACAGGAGUAUACCUAUAACAUGACCAACGGUGGCUACUAUAAAACCACUCUCAAUGCAAGCGCAAAUAGGACGAGCGAUAGGGGCAUCUCCAAAGACAGGAGCAGUCCCAUCGACCGAAGCAGUCCUAUUAUAAGAAUCGAGGAGAGCUCUAUCAAUUCGAUCAGAGAAGCCGAGGCUAGUGCAGAGGACGAGGAGUCGCGAGCUGUGGAGGAGCAUCAUCAUGAUGAGCAUGCCGAGCAUGAAGAGGAAAAGGAAAGGGACUCUGAAGUGGGAGAUAAGAGCACCGAGGCUACCAAAGUGGAAAUUUAGGACGGGGAAGCAUUGCAAUUGUUAUUAGUGUAGUUAGGUUUAAUCGCAUAUUUUUUGAAAAAUCCGUCGUUCACCGUAACUUGGAAGAAUGCUUGGAACCCGGCCCAAUUGCAUUUCCAUGGAAAGAGAAUCUUUAACCAACAACGAGAAAUACAAAUUUCUUUAUGGGCAAAUGUAAAACGGCUAACCCAAAUUAAUAAAUAAAAAAAUUGUUGAAUUUGUUUAUUAAUACCAGAUAA